CACUGUCGACAGUAGAAGCAUGUGUAAACAGUUGAGAUUUGAUAUCCUGCGAGAGCGGUCGUGUGGCAUAUGUGCUGCUUAAAACGAAUUUUUAUGAGUGUUUAUUCGUCUUGUUUUUUUUGUGUCAGAAAACUAGUAACGAUAUUGUUUAGAUCACUGCUUUUUUUGCCCAACAAAUUUGCAACGCUUGAUAAUUUUUCAUCCUCUUUGGGCACACCGAGUGUUAUAAAAAUACAUGUGUUUUAUCCGUACAUUUGCCGGGAGGUUUAGAUUCACAUUUUACGGACAGAAAAAAGUGUUUUUUUUAACAGUUUCAAGAGUGAAUUCGGACAUUUUAAAGAAUUUUCUCGUUUGGCUUAACGAAAAAAAGAGAAACUAUUAAUAAAUUAGAUACGCAUUUGGACGGAGAGAAGUAAAGUGCAUUUUAUGUCCGAGUGGAAUUUUUUUUUUGAUGAAUGUGAGAUUGAUAUCGCUUAAGUCGGUUAAAGUGCGCCAUAAAUUCCAACAUUUGAACUGGAUUUUGAAUUAACUCAUCAACGCAGCAACGCUUUUAAAUUCGAACUGAAGGCUAAAUCAUUUUAUUUCGUCUCUUAAUUAGAAAUCACAGUGAAACAAUCGUAAAACAAUUAAAAACAUUUAAAUCACAUGAACAUUAAUUUGUCCAUAAGAGAAUGAGCUCACGACUUUAAAUGUGAUAAGAGCGUGAAUUGAUUGAAAACAAAUACGAAUUGUGUGCAGAGUGAAUUUGAGUAUUUACCUGAAUCCAGGAGAAUGAAUUGAUCACACGUGCGAUCCUCAACCUAGAUCGAAAAUUGAUAAACAUUGAGCUACUGUCUCGAUAUCCGUAGAAGAAGUUAAAUCAUUGAUUAUGUACAGUCGAUCGAUGUCUGAGUUGCUGUUAUUGUCGCCAUCGUCGUUGUCAAGUGCAAACAACAAAUUUCUUAUUUAUUUACUAAUCCUAUUGAUGAGCAUUCAGUUGAUCGAUGCAUUUUGCGACGAACACCAUUGGUGGCAAGAUCAAAUUGGUGAAUGCAUACCGUGCACAGUUUGUGACGCAAGCCAAUCGAUUGUAUUGAGACCCUGUCAAAAAUAUUCGGACACAUUUUGUGGUACACUUAAAGACGUCGAUUUGGAACUGGACUGGCUAACAGCGGCUGCCUCUGCUGCUCACCAUAAACAAAUUGAAAAUCGUCAGCACUUGGGAGUCAUUGAAAAAUCAACUGCCGCAAUGUUAAUGUGGGACUGGCAAUCACUAUCACUUGCUUUGGCUGGUUUGAUGUGUUUACUCUUUUUUAUUGUUGCCGCAUGCAUUUACUGGCAACAUUCACAUUACUGGAAAAAGCUCGAACAAAUGGAACGAAGAUAUAAUGCAGAAGCGGAAGAGUUAUCAUCACGAUUGAUGCACACAAUCAUCGAUAUUCGGAAUGAUGACAACGGCCGAGUUGUAUUGGAAGAGGCAAAAAAAGAUAAAAUUACAAAUCCAUUCGAUUUGCAAUGCAUUUAUUUCGAAGAAUUACUAAAUACUGAUGGUGCGCCAAUGCCAAAACCGUUGAUUAAAACAAAUCCGAAAAAGCAACAACAAAUCGAACAACAAAAAGUUGAACUUGAUACAAGCACAAUCAAAGAGCGACCGAUUGAAGAUGAUGCGGUGCAAAAGAAAGGUCGUGGCAAUUGUUACAUCGAACCAAUGCACCAAAAUAAUUGUGUCACAUCCGAAUUGUAUAUGAUCACAUAAAACGUCCGUUUGUUUGGUUUGUGUGCGUGUGUGUAAAAUUGUCAUUCGUUAUUCAGCCGAGCGAGAAAAUGAAAUGGCAACCACAUAAUACCAAUACAAAUCUCGUUGUAUAUUAUUUAGCGUCCAAUUUUUCGAAAGAAUAAGAUGAAGAACCAAAUAAAAAAUGUAACAUAUAUAAUAAUCAUCACAUUGUACAAAAUGCAAAUCAGAGAUUUCCCUUCAUAAUAUUUUAACAUAUAGUAUAGUUGUGUACGUGCAAAAAAACAGUGCUUGACAAAUGUAUUAUUAUCCAUACGAGCUAUUAAUUAAAUAAAACAAAAAUUGAUGUUAUAUGA
This is a messenger RNA of Contarinia nasturtii (swede midge), 2070 nucleotides long. RefSeq names its product tumor necrosis factor receptor superfamily member wengen (gene wgn). The record is from RefSeq and is a predicted model, not a curated record. Gene Ontology annotation, molecular function: protein binding. Bases 869 to 1735 code for a protein of 288 amino acids. NCBI's taxonomy places the organism in Eukaryota, Metazoa, Arthropoda, Insecta, Diptera, Cecidomyiidae. The transcript is spliced from 5 exons.